Molecule: messenger RNA, 1359 nt
Organism: Morchella importuna
Lineage: Eukaryota; Fungi; Ascomycota; Pezizomycetes; Pezizales; Morchellaceae
Exons: 6
Coding region: 1-1359 (452 amino acids)
Biological process (GO): mitochondrial translational elongation
Cellular component (GO): mitochondrion
Molecular function (GO): translation elongation factor activity; GTPase activity; GTP binding
Source: RefSeq, a predicted model, not a curated record
AUGGCUUCCUGGAAAGCCUCAUUUGCUCCCCUGUUUCGGGGUGCCGCUAGGCUCACCGAAAGCCUUACAGCAAGCAAUGCCGCAUUCUCGUGCAAAUCCUCACUCAAAAAUUCACCAUGGAAAUGUAAUACUUCAAGCCCGACAUUAACCCCCAUUCGCCGGAUGGCAAGUUACAAGCGCGAGAAGCCUCACGUCAACAUUGGUACCAUUGGGCACGUCGAUCACGGAAAGACUACUUUGACCGCUGCCAUUACAAAGACUCUCUCUGCCAAAGGACAGGCAAACUUCCAUGAUUACGCUUCUAUCGAUAAGGCUCCCGAGGAGCGGGCCCGUGGUAUCACCAUUUCGGCCGCUCACAUUGAAUAUGAAACUGAUAACCGCCACUACUCCCACGUCGACUGCCCUGGACACGCUGAUUACAUUAAGAACAUGAUUACUGGUGCUGCCUCUAUGGAUGGUGCUAUUAUUGUUGUUGCUGCUUCCGAUGGUCAAAUGCCCCAAACCCGUGAACAUCUUCUCCUUGCCCGUCAGGUCGGUGUCCAGAGAAUUGUCGUCUUCGUUAACAAGGUCGAUGCCCUCGAGGACCCUGAGAUGUUGGAACUUGUUGAAAUGGAAAUGCGCGAACUCUUGUCCAGCUACGGCUUUGACGGUGACGAAACGCCAAUUAUCAUGGGAUCUGCUCUCUGUGCUCUCGAAGGCCGCCGGCCGGAAAUUGGUGAACAGAAGAUUACCGAGCUCCUCCAGGCUGUCGAUGACUACAUUCCUACCCCGGUCCGUGACCUUGACCAGCCUUUCUUGAUGCCUGUUGAAGACGUUUUCUCCAUCGCCGGACGUGGUACUGUCGCCACCGGACGUGUCGAGCGCGGAAUGCUGAAGAAGGGUGACGAAGUCGAGCUCGUCGGCUUUGAGACCACCCCCAUCAAGACCAUCGUCACCGGCCUCGAAACUUUCAAGAAGGAACUGGACUCCGCCCAGGCCGGUGACAACGCCGGUCUCCUCCUCCGUGGUGUCAAGCGCGAGCAGAUCCGCCGCGGAAUGGUCGUCGUCAAGCCCGGCACCACAAAGGCAAAGAGCAAGUUCCUGGCCUCCCUCUACGUCCUCACCAAGGAGGAGGGCGGUCGCCACACCGGAUUCCACGGAAACUACCGCCCCCAGAUGUUUUUGAGAACCUCGGAUAUUGCCGUCACUAUCGACUUCCCCGAGGGCACGGAGCAGGGCAAGAUGGUCAUGCCCGGUGACAACACUGAGGUCAAGUGUGAGCUCCACAAGCCCAUGGCUUUGGACCCCGGUCAGCGAUUCAACCUCCGUGAGGGUGGAAGGACCGUCGCCACUGGUCUCAUUACUCGGAUUUUGGACUAA